Molecule: messenger RNA, 6593 nt
Organism: Oncorhynchus nerka (sockeye salmon)
Lineage: Eukaryota; Metazoa; Chordata; Actinopteri; Salmoniformes; Salmonidae
Product: suppressor of hairless protein homolog
Exons: 12
Coding region: 410-1816 (468 amino acids)
Biological process (GO): regulation of transcription by RNA polymerase II; Notch signaling pathway
Cellular component (GO): MAML1-RBP-Jkappa- ICN1 complex; nucleus
Molecular function (GO): DNA-binding transcription activator activity, RNA polymerase II-specific; RNA polymerase II cis-regulatory region sequence-specific DNA binding
Source: RefSeq, a predicted model, not a curated record
GGACUCCUUUCCCCCUCUCCAGCGUCCCUGCAUCGCCAGUCUGCUUCUGUUGUCUCGGCGGAUUGUUGGUCUUGGGGAGAAAAGAUAUCGCGAGUGUUGGAGUUUUGGUGAGAGUUUGUGGAAGAUGGCGCCUGUUGUGACAGGGACAAUGAUCCAAAACACACCUCCAGGUUGUGUAAGGGCUAUUUAACCAAGAAGGAGAGUGAUGGAGUGCUGCAUCAGAUGACCUGGCCUCCACAACCACCUGACCUCAACCCAAUUGAGAUGGUUUGGGAUGAGUUGGACCGCAGAGUGAAGGAAAAGCAGCCAACAAGUCCUCAGCAUAUGUGGGAAAUCCUUCAAGACUCUUGGAAAAUAUUCCAGGAAGUUUGGGGAGCGCCCUCAACCACAGCGCCUAACAAGAGAAGCGAUGAGGAAUUACCUGAAGGAGCGAGGAGACCAAACUGUCCUGAUCCUGCAUGCAAAGGUUGCCCAGAAAUCUUAUGGCAAUGAAAAAAGGUUCUUCUGUCCACCCCCAUGUGUCUACCUGAUGGGCUCUGGCUGGAAGAAGAAGAGAGAGGAGAUGGAGAGAGAGGGCUGUUCAGAGCAGGAGGCUCAACCCUGUGCCUUUAUAGGGAUAGGAAACAGUGACCAGGAGAUGCAACAGCUCAACAUCGAGGGAAAGAACUAUUGCACAGCCAAAACCUUGUACAUAUCAGACUCCGACAAGAGAAAGCACUUCAUGCUGUCGGUCAAGAUGUUCUACGGCAACAGCGCCGACAUCGGCGUCUUCCUUAGUAAGAGGAUAAAAGUCAUCUCCAAGCCCUCCAAGAAGAAACAGUCCCUGAAGAACGCAGACCUGUGUAUUGCAUCGGGGACCAAGGUGGCCCUGUUCAACCGGUUGCGGUCCCAGACGGUCAGCACGCGCUACCUACAUGUGGAGGGGGGGAACUUCCACGCCAGCUCCCAGCAAUGGGGUGCCUUCUACGUUCACCUGUUGGAUGACGAGGAGUCUGAAGGAGAGGAGUUCACUGUGAGAGAUGGCUACAUCCACUAUGGACAGACGGUCAAACUGGUCUGCUCUGUCACCGGGAUGGCCCUGCCACGCCUGAUCAUCCGUAAGGUGGACAAGCAGACGGCCUUGUUGGAUGCAGACGACCCCGUCUCCCAGCUGCACAAGUGUUCAUUCUACCUGAAGGACACAGAGCGGAUGUACCUGUGCCUUUCCCAAGAGAGGAUCAUACAGUUUCAAGCCACUCCAUGCCCAAAGGAGCCAAACAAAGAGAUGAUCAACGACGGAGCGUCCUGGACAAUCAUCAGCACAGACAAGGCUGAGUACACCUUCUACGAGGGCAUGGGCCCCGUCCACUCGCCUGUCACCCCCGUGCCUGGAGUCGAGAGCUUACAGCUAAACGGGGGUGGGGAUGUGGCCAUGCUGGAGCUGACGGGACAGAACUUCACCUCAAACCUGAGGGUCUGGUUCGGAGACGUGGAGGCAGAGACCAUGUACAGGUGUGCGGAGAGCAUGCUGUGCGUGGUUCCCGACAUCUCUGCCUUCCGCGAGGGCUGGCGCUGGGUACGUCAGCCGGUGCAGGUUCCGGUCACGCUGGUGCGAAACGACGGCAUCAUCUACUCCACCACGCUCACCUUUACCUACACGCCGGAGCCUGGGCCGCGGCCACACUGCAACGCCGCCGGAGCCAUCCUACGGGCGGGCAGCGACCGCCUUUUAACGGCUAGCAGCAACAGCGCUAACAACAGCGACGCUAACAACAGCUACGGCCCCAACAACGCAGGAGUCACAUCCUCUUCCACGGUUGCAGCCGUGGUGUCCUAACACAAACACACACACACACACUUAUAUACACACACAAUAUGCCUCGAGAGCAAAAUGUACCACAUGGUAAAAAGACUAUGAAGUAAACUGACUCUCUAAAAGUGCUGCAUAUUGAUUUGGGAUUUUAAAAGAAGCUGAAAUUGAAAAUUGAUCGGACGGUAAAAGGAGGAAUUCAAAGAUAGUUCCUAUGUUAAAAGUUGUCAACCAGCGGAAAUAAGAGAAACUGUGAACUCCUCGCCGCUGCCCUCUUGUGGUUCGUAAGGGACAUGCCUGUCGGUUUAUGGUGUUGGAGCUGUGUAAUAGGGAGUUCCUAUUGGCUCAGCGCGCCAGUGUCUUGAACGGAGACAACAACUAUACAUCCACCACAUGUAUAGUACGUUAACGAAAAGGUUGAUUUUGUGCGCUUCCCCCUCCCCCCGCCCCCCCUCUGUUCAUUUUUCCCCCUCUUUUUUUUUGUCUCGUUAGUCGUCUAUGUUACUGUAAAGGGAGGAAAUGUAUUGUUUUUGGAGGGAGAGCGAGGAGUGGACAUAGUGGGGACACGUAAAAAUGUCAUGACGUUGCCAUCGUUUUUGUGGACCAAGGAUCUUGCAUAAGCUUCAGUAAAGGUACAUUUUCACCUGUUUUGUAUGAAACCGUAUAGUACACUUUUGUUACCAAAUAGUUUCUAUUCUCUUCCUCCGAGCUUUGGGCUUUUUUUAUGUUGUCCAAAUCCCGACCUGGCAUGUGUAUUAUAGCUACCUUUACUUCUUGUCUCCAUCAAAUGCCUGCUUCUUUCGGUCUUUUUGACGGAACGUUGAAUUUUUGAUACUUUGCUAGUCUUGGGAUUUCUUUUAUUUUUUAUUUUUUACCUAACCAAUGGUUUGUUUGUGUUAGGGAGUAACCUCAGCGGGCCUAAUUUUUGUAUUUUCAUUGUUUUUUUUUUAUGAAGUCUUUAAAAAGAAAAGCUUUAAGCAACGCCUCUGCCUUGCCUGCAAUACUCUGUUCGCUACAAGCUACGUUUCCUUUGGAAAGUACAUGUCUGUACAUUACACAUGGAGCUAUGGUGACGUGAAUUCUUCCAUUUUAUUUCAAAUGUUUAAAAAAAAAAACUAAAAACUGGACUUCCAGUUACAAAAUAGUUUGUCAUUUUCACAUUUAUUGAGUCUAGUCGUUAAAAUGAAAUGGUAGCCUUAGUACAGUAGUAUUAUUACAGUCAACUAAAAUCAUGUCACAUAUCCAAAGUUGAUAUCAUGUUGCUGUAGAAGUGUCCAGCGACGUCUUCAAAUCUGUCAGUAUAUUGUGUUUCCAGGCCUUGGUGUCCUCCUGUGUAUAGUUCUGGUGGCAUUUAAAACUUUCGUUGGUUUUUAGAAAACUGAAAAGACAGACACUUCCAAUUUGAUGUGGCCUUUACCGCUCACUUAAAUGUCAAAGAGUAACAUUACUCUUCCAACGACCUACCCUUUUCAUUUACGUAACUAGAACGAAUCUGUAUGGGGGGGGGCAGUCGAGUCUUAUCUCUGCUCAUUACUAGGUUGAAGAUGACAAAGGGGAUUCUAAUAUCCCAUAACUAUUUUCAACAAUGGGACCCGCUAUGCUAGUUAGCAACGGCGCUAGUCCAAUUAAGUUGUUUGUUUUCUAACGCUGCCCAAUGGAAUUAUUACGUUGUCCUAACCUGUAAUAUUUUUCACCUGGGCUCGUUACAGGAAGUUGUUUCAUUGGACAACAUAGCAUUAUGGGUUAUCUUUGUGUCACUGCUUCAAAAACACACUGUCAGACAUACGACCAGCGUUCUGGGAGAUUUGUUGUUAAAACAAACUCUGUUCAGUGUAAAAGUACAACACUUACAGCACCAGUCAAAAGUUUGGACACACCUACUCAUUCAAGGGUUUUUCUUAAAGUUUUCUACAUUGUAGAAUAAUAGUGAAGACAUCAAAACUAUGAAAUAACACAUGGAAUCAUGUAGUAACCAAAACAGUAUUUUAUAUUUGAGAUUCUUCAAAUAGCCACCCUUUGCCUUGAUGACAGCUUUGGACACUCUUGGCAUUCUCUCAACCAGCUUCAUGAGGAAUGCUUUUCCAACAGUCUUGAAGGAGUUCCCACAUUGGCUGCUUUUUCUCCACUCUGCGGUCCAACUCAUCCCAAACCAUCUCAAUUGGUGUGAGUUAGGGUGGUUGUGGAGGCCAGGUCAUCUGAUGCAGCACUCCAUAACUCUCCUUCUUGGGUCAAAUAGCCGUUACACAGCCUGGAGGUGUGUUGGGUCAUUGUCCAGUUGAAAAACAAAUCAUAGUCCCACUAAGCGCAGACCAGAUGGGAUGGCAUAUCGCAGCAGAGAUAAUCCGUUCACCUACUCUACGUCUCACAAAGACACGGCGGUUGGAACCAAAUAUCUCAAAUUUGAACUCCAGACCAAGGAACAGAUUUCCACCAGUCUAAUAUCCAUUGCUUGUGUUUCUCGGCCCAAGCAAGUCUCUUCUUCUUAUUGGUGUCCUUUUAGUGGUGGUUUCCUUGCAACAAUUCGACCAUGAAGGCCUGAUUCACGCAGUCUCCUCUGAACAGUUGAUGUUGAGAUGUGUCUGUUACUUGAACUCUGAGGUGCAAUCUGAGGUGCAGUUAAUUGCUGGUUUCUGAGGCUGGUAACUCUAAUGAACUUCACCUCUGCAGCAGAGGUAACUCUGGGUUUUCUUUUCCUGUGGCGGUCCUGUUUGAUGGAUUUUGCGACUUUCAAAGUUAUUUAAAUUGUCUGCGUUGACUGACCUUCAUAUCUUAAAGUAAUGAUGGUCUUUUACCAAAUAGGUCUGUCUUCUGUAUACCACCCCUACCUUGUCACUACACAACUGAUUGGCUCAAAUGCAUUCAAAGGGAAAGAAAUUCCACAAAUGAACUUUUAAGAAGGCACACCUGUUAAUUGAAAUGCAUUCCAGGUGACUACCUCAUGAAGCUGGUUGAACUUUUUGGUUACUACAUGUGUUUUUUUCAUCGUUUUGAUGUCUUCACAAUUAUUCUACAAUGUAUAAAAUAGUAAAAAAAAAAAAAUGAAAACCUUGAAUGAGUAGGUGUUAUAAAAUUUUUGACCGAUACUGUAUAUGUCUACUUCAUCACAGCACUCGUGCUUUCUCCGUUUUAGAGACAUUGUCUUGCAAGCACUGUGACUCAUUUAAAAGCCUUUUAACAAUUACGUCACUGUCUGGAAGUAGCCAAACCCAGCCAAUUGUACUUAUGGUGAUGGAGUCUUCUGUUAACAGGAACAAGGCCUUCUAGAUGUAGGCUGUAUCAUUGAAGAUGUAUAUUUAGAGAAACGUACAGCAAUAUUAUACAGGUCGUGUCUCUUGAGGUUUGCCUGACCACCUACUUCACCAGCUUGUUUGUGUGUGUGUGUGUGUGUGCUCACGAUCUGCUGUAUAGUCUGUAACAACGGAUCGGUGAGCGAAACUCGUUCCGUUUCAACGUGUGUUUGUGCGUGUGUGUACACUGUUCAUGUUCAAAAACAAUCCAUGUUCUUGUAAAGAUGGACUGGUUGGUUGGCCAGGUUGGUUGGCCAGGUUGGUUGGUUGGCCAGGUUGGUUGGUUGGUUGGCCAGGUUGGUUGGCCAGGUUGGUUGGUUGGUUGGUUGGCCAGGUUGGUUGGUUGGCCAGGUUGGUUGGUUGGCCAGGUUGGUUGGCCAUCUUCUGAUUUUGAUCCAAACAUAAAACAAGUGAUUAUUUCUCUGGCACAAUAAUAUGUGGCUGAAGAAGACGAUCAACGCCAUUAGUUUGAUCCCAGUGUGUUACAGUGGGACGAUAUGCUCUUCCAGGAAGAACUAUGAUGCUGAAGCUUGAAUAUGUUUUUAAUGAACAAGUAUUACAGGCCUCUCUCAUCAUGUACCCGUUUAACAGUCAAAUCCAUGUAAUAAAAGGGGACAAAAAAAGUGCUAAGUUUCCUCUAAAAAUACAAACGUACCAGAUGGGAUGCUUCUGCCCCCCCCAACCACCACCUACCUGUUUCUUCAGCCAUUGAUGUUAAUGUAAACAGUGUAAUAUUGAUGAUAUCUUUUUUUAUUAUUGUAUAAAGUUUCCCCGUUUGUUUUAUUUUAUGUUAAAGAAAUAAGGUCAUUACUGCCUUUGCUGCCUACUUAGGCGCCGGGAGUCGAUUUACAAAAGGUCAGUUGCUGUCGGUCCAGCAAACAGUUGUUUUAUGUUUUUAAUUCAUUCAAGAAAUGGGUGCGAUCAACCUGAAUUGAAUAGUUUGCAGCAUGGAACCAACAUGAGCUUUGUCACCUAUCACCUUACUAUGGAAUUACACAACAACGAGAAAAGCUACUGGCCUUUUCCCAAACCCUUCACUCUAUUGUCAUGUCAAUAAGGUGGUCGCUGAAUCUUUUUGGGUUUGCUCUGUGUUUUCAGGAUGUCAGCUGAGAGAAGUGAGUUGGGGAAACGCCUAAUGCCUGAAUCAUUCUCCAGUCAGCUGUCUUUCUGUUAUGGGGUGUUUGUUUUUGGAUUCUAAUAUCCCAUAACUCUUUUCAACAAUGGGACCAGCUAUGCUAGUUAGCAACGGCACUAGUCCAACUAAGUUGUUUGUUUUCACGGUCAAGAAAAGCAUCAGUUCUCACGUUUUACUCAACAAGGAAAAGGCAGUUCUCUCUUACAGGGGUGGAAUGUUGUUACAUGCCUUUUUAUAAUCUGGACAAACGAUUAACCUGGUAAAAUACUCUCUUAACCUUGUGUGAAGCUUUUUGCAAAUACUGUGUACAUACUGUACUUGCAAGCGGUUUUAAUUUUGUCAGUCAUAUUGUUUGUUUUCUUCCAUAAGCAGCUGUUUUUUU